UUUCAGAUGUAUGUGUUUGAGGAGCGUGGCCUAGCGGUAUUUAUUCUUUCUUCAGGCGAUUCCUUAGACCUGCUGUAUCAACAGAAUGUAACAUUUGGAACUAAGAUGGCUAAGAUGGCUUCUGCUCAUCUUCUAACAAAAUUAAGUGCAGAAAAUGAAGAUAUUUCAGCCAGUAGAUUCACAGAUAAUGAGGAACUACGGUAUUCACUGAGGUCACUGGAAAAAAAUGCUCCAUGGAUACGUCAAGUGUAUAUUAUAACAAAUGGACAAAUACCAUACUGGCUAAACUUGGACAAUCCUCGAAUAUCAAUAGUUACUCAUGAGGAAAUUUUUCCAAACAAAAGUCACCUACCAUCUUACAGUUCCCCAGCCAUUGAAACUCAUUUACAUAGAAUACCAGGCCUUUCAAAGAAGUUUAUUUAUUUAAAUGAUGAUGUCAUGUUUGGAAAGGAAGUGUGGCCAGAAGAUUUUUAUACACAUUCUAAAGGCCAAAAGGUGUACCUGACUUGGCCAGUUCCAGACUGUGCAGAUGGAUGUCCUGUGUCAUGGAUCAAGGAUGGUUAUUGUGAUAGAGCAUGUAAUAAUUCUGCAUGUUCAUGGGAUGGUGGGGAUUGUACAAAAGAAAGUGUGGAACAUCAGCUUCAUAAUCAACAAAAUGUGGGACUGGGAAUUCACCAAGAUUUCUCUGAUGAAAUUGAAAAAAUGUAUU
This is a messenger RNA of Limulus polyphemus (Atlantic horseshoe crab), 709 nucleotides long. RefSeq names its product N-acetylglucosamine-1-phosphotransferase subunits alpha/beta-like. The record is from RefSeq and is a predicted model, not a curated record. Gene Ontology annotation, molecular function: UDP-N-acetylglucosamine-lysosomal-enzyme N-acetylglucosaminephosphotransferase activity. Gene Ontology annotation, biological process: N-glycan processing to lysosome; carbohydrate phosphorylation. NCBI's taxonomy places the organism in Eukaryota, Metazoa, Arthropoda, Merostomata, Xiphosura, Limulidae. The transcript has 6 exons. Gene Ontology annotation, cellular component: Golgi apparatus. The annotation marks the transcript as partial.